AUGAACGGUCCAGAUUCCGACGUCAAGAUCUUCCAUUCCAACGUCGGAGUUCGCGCUAACGGUGGCAGCGGCGGUGGCAGUAGCAACGCAAACGGGCAUCGGAACGGCCGGGGGCCACCAACGCAGCCUACGACACCGCAUACAGAGGAGAUCUACGAUGAGGAGGUGGCCGCACGGCUCGAGGAACUCGAUGACGAGAUCGGCGAACUGGCCACGAGGAUAUCCGAGCUGCAACGGACCCGCACGCGGCUCGUUAGGGAGCGCCAGACCGUCUACCAAUCCUACAUCGAUGGCCUCGACCACGGCGCGGCGGGCUCGUCUUCGGUGGCGUCGGCCAAGCGCGGCACGGACUACACCCGCAGCGACUUUGCCUGGUCGACCCGCCUCCUCGCCACCGCGCAAAAGACGUUCGGCAUCAAGUCGUUCCGCAUGUGCCAGGAGGCCGUCUGCAACGCCGCCAUGGACCGCCGAGACGCGGUGGUCGUGAUGCCGACGGGAGGCGGCAAGUCGCUCUGCUACCAGCUGCCCGCCGUCCUCGAGGACGGCCUCACGCUCGUCGUCAGCCCGCUCAUCUCUCUCAUGACGGACCAAGUGCUCAACCUGCGCGAGAAGGGCGUCGAGUGCGAGCUACUGUCGGGCGCCAUCUCGCGCGAGCAGACGACCGACAUCCUGCGCCGCGUACGCACCGGCGACGCCUCCACAUCCACACCAAGCUCCGCCUCGUCCGCGAAGAAGAGAAAGAAGGUCGCGGGCUCCGGCAGUCGCACAGCCACCAAGGACGACGAGGACGAGGACAAGGGCGAUGACGAGGACGACGAGCGCGGCCAAGGCAAGAGCGACGGCAUCAAGCUGCUAUACGUCACCCCGGAACGCAUCGCGAAGGCCAAGAACACGCUCUCUGCAUUGCAGAAGGCGCACCAGCAGGGCCGACUGUCGCGCAUCGUCAUCGACGAGGCGCACUGCUGCUCGCAGAUGGGCCACGACUUCCGUCCGGACUACACCAAGCUCGCCAUCCUGCGCAACCUCUUCCCGGACGUGCCCAUCAUGUGCCUGACGGCAACGUGCGGGCCCCGGGUGCUCAAGGAGGUGCUCGAGAUCGUCGGCCUGCCUCCGACGACGCGGUCCGACAACGCGGCGCCGCGCAAGACAGUCUACUUUUCGGCGCCCCUCUACCGCAGCAACCUGCGCUACAGCGUCUUGACGCGGCCGCAGAGCGCCCAAGAGUCGAUGGAGGCCGUCCGCUACUGGAUCCUCGAGCGCCACGCGGGCAAGAGCGGCAUCGUCUACUGCCUCAGCAAAAAGGACACGGCGACGAUGGCCAGCGCGCUCUACGAGCUCAGCGGCGGCCGGAUCGGCACCGCCGUCUACCACGCCGACCUCGACGACGCCGAAAAGCACCAGGUGCACGUCGACUGGCGCCAGGGCACGGUCCAGGUGGUCUGCGCCACCAUCGCCUUUGGCAUGGGCAUCGAUAAGCCCGAUGUCCGCUUCGUCCUGCACGCCUGCAUCUCCAAGUCGCUCGAUGGCUACUACCAGGAGACGGGACGCGCCGGGAGGGACGGCGAGCCCUCGGACUGCGUCCUCUUCUACCGCCCGCAGGACGCUACCCGGGUCAGCGGCCUCGUGGCUGGCGAGGCGACCGGCCAGGAGAAACUCCACGCGAUGCUGUCCUACUCGCAAUCCGCAGAGUGCCGGAAGCUGCUGUUUGCCAGGUACUUCAAGGACGACUUUGGCGACGCGGCCGCGUGCAAUGCCUGCGACAACUGCCAGGAGCCGGCCGAGGUCGUCGACGUCAAGGCACAGGCCCGCUCGCUCCUCCGCGUGCUCACCUACAUCGUCAACAAGGGCGGCCGCGUCACGCCCGCGCUCCUCGUCUCGCUCGCCAUGGGCCAGAAGGCCGGCCGCUUUCCCCUUGCGCAGUCGUCGUCGUCGACGGACAAGGUCGACCUCAAGCCUCUGAUCGGCACCAAGCUGGCCAACAAGGACCUCCUCGAGACGGCCAUGGUCCAGAUGUUGAUCCGAGGCUACGUCGAGGACGUCUACCACGCCACCGCCUACACGGUCAACGUCUACGUCAAACCAGGCCGCCUCCAGGGCAGGCUGGAACGCGACGGCCUCUCGGUCGCGCUGCCGAGGAAGGCCGGCGGCAAGGCCAAGAAGCGGGCCAAGGCGAACGGCGCAAAGCGCAAGGCCAGCACCGCCGCCGAAGAGAGCGAGGAAGACGAUGACGUGGUCGACGAUGACGACGACGACGACCCCAUUGACGACAAUGACGGCGAGGAGGGAAGCGCACCGCUCCGUGGUGGCCGCAAGGUCGCAGCGACCGGCGGUGGCGACCACGAAGCCGACGAAGACGAGGCAGCGCCGCUGACGGAGCUACGGAAGCGACGCAAGCUCUCCGACAAGCUUCUCACGACCGCGAGCGCAGGCAUGAGGCCCCGAGGCGCCAGCGGCCGGACCCACACCGACGCCAUCGAGCUCGACUCGGAUUGA
Messenger RNA from Pseudozyma flocculosa PF-1, 2493 nucleotides. RefSeq lists its product as uncharacterized. Bases 1 to 2493 code for a protein of 830 amino acids. Gene Ontology annotation, molecular function: four-way junction helicase activity; nucleic acid binding; ATP binding. Gene Ontology annotation, biological process: double-strand break repair via homologous recombination. The record is from RefSeq and is a predicted model, not a curated record. Lineage: Eukaryota; Fungi; Basidiomycota; Ustilaginomycetes; Ustilaginales; Ustilaginaceae. The transcript is spliced from 2 exons. Gene Ontology annotation, cellular component: cytoplasm; chromosome.